Molecule: messenger RNA, 1099 nt
Organism: Ricinus communis (castor bean)
Lineage: Eukaryota; Viridiplantae; Streptophyta; Magnoliopsida; Malpighiales; Euphorbiaceae
Product: short chain aldehyde dehydrogenase 1
Exons: 2
Coding region: 151-954 (267 amino acids)
Source: RefSeq, a predicted model, not a curated record
UAAUUUAUGGUUCAUUUUCUAAGAAAUUUCUUUAUUUGUCACUUCCAUCCGAUUCUCCUAUAAGUGACCUGAAACAUCUGAGCUGCCUUACAUAUCAUUGUAUCAAUUGCCAUCACUAAUCUUCUAAGCUAAUUUCACCCACAAAGGAACAUGGAAGGCUCUUCCUUGCAAGCUCCUGUUUCCAAGAGGUUAGAAGGCAAAGUAGCCUUGAUAACAGGAGGUGCUAGUGGCAUAGGCGAGAGCACUGCCAGACUCUUCGCCAAGAACGGUGCUAAGGUUGUGAUCGCAGAUAUCCAAUCCGAGUUGGGUCAAUCUGUGUCUGCGAAAAUCCAGUCAGAGUUCGGACAACCAGUGUCUUAUGUCCACUGCGAUGUUGCUACUGAAACCGAUGUCGAAAAUGCUGUCAAUACAGCGGUUUCAUUACAUGGAAAGCUCGACAUAAUGUUCAAUAAUGCAGGCAUAGGAGGCCCUCCUGAUAUAAGUAUUUCAUCAACUGAACAUGAAGCUUUCCGGCGAGUUAUGGACGUAAAUGUUUAUGGUGGAUUCUUGGGCGCAAAACAUGCUUCGAGAGUAAUGAUUCCUAAAAAGAAAGGAUGCAUACUAUUCUCUGCAAGUGCUGCUUCAGUUAUAUAUGGCGGGCCAUAUGCUUAUACAGCAUCAAAACAUGCUGUUGUUGGACUGACUAAGAAUUUAGCUGUAGAAUUGGGGAAAUAUGGAAUAAGAGUUAAUUGUAUUUCAACUAUUCAUGUCCCAACUCCUUUGAUGACUGCAGGAACGGGGCUGAAAGUAGAGGAAGUGCAAGCAUUGGCUUCUGGGAUAGCAUGUUUGAAAGAGGUAACAUUAGAGGCUAAUGAUAUAGCAGAAGCAGCUUUAUACCUUGCAAGUGAUGAAUCCAAAUUUGUUAGUGGAAUGAAUUUUAUGGUUGAUGGAGCUGCAUGUCUCCCAAGGAUGUAACUUUUGAUAUGCAAAGAGUUAGAGGGUGUUUGGUUUAGCCGAUGGGAGUACAUUUUUAUCAACCAAUUCUAUUCAAGUAUUUGGUAAACUCUUCUUGUCAGCAAUUGAUAGCUGAAAUAAAGUCUGAACACCUACUGUUUAAUCA